Molecule: messenger RNA, 877 nt
Organism: Saccostrea echinata
Lineage: Eukaryota; Metazoa; Mollusca; Bivalvia; Ostreida; Ostreidae
Product: myosin, essential light chain, adductor muscle-like
Exons: 5
Coding region: 99-587 (162 amino acids)
Cellular component (GO): muscle myosin complex
Molecular function (GO): calcium ion binding
Source: RefSeq, a predicted model, not a curated record
AAACUUGUUAUCCUCCGUCACAGUUAGUUUAGAGGGAGCUCUCGCCAGGCAAGAAGGGGAUACCGGUGGACAGAAUUAAAGAGGCUAUUAUCUACAAGAUGACUACUGAUCUCCCCGAUAUUGAAGAUAUGAAAGAAGUGUUCGAUUUGUUUGACUUUUGGGACGGUCGAGAUGGACUGAUUGAUGCCGUAAAGUUGGGUGACCUACUUCGAUGUUGUGGAUUCAACCCAACAAAUGCACUUAUCUACAAAAAUGGGGGAACCAAGAGAACAGGAGAGAAACAAUACACCAUGGAGCAGUUUCUAUCCAUUGUUCGACAGGUCGUAAAAGAAAGGGACACCGGAUCUUUCAAGGAGUUCAUGGAGGCAUUCAAAUCUUUCGACAGGGAGGGACAAGGCUAUAUCUCCCUGGGUGAGGCAAGGCACGUCCUUACAUCAAUGGGCGACCGUUUGACGGACGAGGAGCUGGAAGAUAUCUUACAGAGCAUCGACCUGGAUGUGGACUACGAGGGAAACAUUAAAUAUGAGGAAUUUAUAAAGAAAGUCAUGAAAGGGCCCCCGGAGGGUAAGCCCGAGUUUACAUAUUGAAAGGCGAGGGACUCUGGACAGAAACAACGAUAGAGAGUAAACGACAGGGAUCUUUGAGGUGUUGGGCCAGUUAUCCAGAGAUAAACAAUUAUACUCUGUAUUAUUUUGUACAUUAAUUGUUACCUGUACAAAAAAUCAAACAGACAGUGUCUAUCAACAUUGACUUUUGUAGAUUAGAAAUAAGUACAUGUAUAUCAAAAGUGUAUUUAUUAAAUACCGUAUAAAGUACAACUGUAUAUACUUGUAUAAUUAUUUUAUAUUUUGAAUAAAAUCUUUGUAUGGUAAUGUUA